AGAUAGAACGAUGAGAGCCAGCAUAGGAAUAUCAUACAAAUUACAAAUAUCAGUAAGGGUGUUUCAGGCAUAUCAUACAAUAUAAACCUGACCGCUGAGUAUGCUUUGCUUUACUUUCAGUUUGUCUGUUGGAUUCAAAAACCAGAAUCGGCGCGAUGGGGACGAAGCAAAGGGACUUGCACAAGUCCUUCAACCUCGCCAUACGUUCUCUCCUCUCUCCUUGCUCCUUCCAGGACUUCUGGGAAGCUCUUCCCAAUUUCACGACUGCUGAGCAUGAACGUCUUCACAGGCUCUUCACUCAGGUCCUGAGUUCUUUACAUGCAAAUAUAGAGGAAGAGUUUCAGUCUAUAUGUCUUGAAACACAGGUUGGAACUGCAAUGGAUACUGUAGAAAGAAUGGUUGAAGAACAAAGUCUGGAUCCUUUAUAUUCAAAUAAGACUAAUGUAAUGGAUGCUGCUCACAAUCUUUCGGGAACAACAAAGACGGAGAUCCAGUAUUUGACAAAGAUGCUUGAAAAGGCGGAGGCAGAGAAUCACCUUAAGCGGGAUCGUAUUGAAUUGAUAAAGAAAGGAAGGCCGGAUAUGUCGAACAUGGCAAAUGCUGUUGAGAAGAUGAGAAGUGGGAUUUCAAGUUAUGGAAUGUCUCGCAGCAAUGGGGUCCAUAGUCCGUGAUCGAUGACUACAAUCGGCAUAUUGAGGAAACUGCUCUGGUUAGUAGCCCAUGUGCUUUUGAUUUCAAACAUUAGAUCUUUGUUUGCCAUGUGCUUCCAUAAAAUUAGAAUGCUCAAGUUGUAAUUGUAAUAGAGGUUCUAGUAUAGGUCGAAAAUGCAGAUGUAAAAUCUUGUAUGUUAGCUUUUUGUUUUUUCUUGGCUGACAUGCAAGUUUGUUGUAAUUGCCUGAAUGUUUUAUGCUCUUCGUUCUGCAAGAUGUGUAGCUAAUACUGUAUGUCAUAUUGUUCUAUGUUA
Messenger RNA from Fragaria vesca subsp. vesca, 964 nucleotides. RefSeq lists its product as uncharacterized. Gene Ontology annotation, biological process: chromosome segregation. The transcript is spliced from 8 exons. Lineage: Eukaryota; Viridiplantae; Streptophyta; Magnoliopsida; Rosales; Rosaceae. The record is from RefSeq and is a predicted model, not a curated record. The coding region runs from base 156 to 671 and encodes 171 amino acids. Gene Ontology annotation, cellular component: MIS12/MIND type complex.